AUGGGCGAGGAUAGGUUGCUUGUGCAUGAGCGAUGCCAGCGUUUGACACUAGAUGAAGACAAUGCUCUCCUUUCGAAAGCUGGAUACCUGGUGACGCAGGAUGAUGGACCACAACAAUUGUGGUGGUCUGCAAACUUCUUGUAUGACAAAUUCAAAGCUGAUGGAGAUGAGAAAAGAACACUUCAUAAGUGGAUGGUAUACUUCAAGCAAAAGGUUUCUGACAGUGACCUUUGUGGUGAUGCGUUUUUUUGUCACACGCGAUCAGCAACCCUACCGCAGCAUGCCUUGCAUGACAAUGUGAUGACCACAAGAUCGAUUGUGGCUUUCCUCUGCUCUUGCUUGGUAGAAUCAAGAACAGCAAAGACGGUUCAAAUGGUGAAAGAUUGGGUCCCAUCUCUUUGCAGCAGAUUCUGCUCAAUGUUGACUCACUCGGUCAGCAUUGACAUUGAAGGCUUGCCUCCGCUGAUGUUGUCGCCAGCAGGCUUGGUAAAAGGACUUGAGAACACAUUGAGUUCUCAGCAUCGCACUUGCUUUACAGCGUGGCAAAAGGAAUGGCAAGCUAUGUUUGACUGCGGUGACUUGAAGGAUUCUUUAUAUAGCGAAUCAGAUUCAACGGUUUCCCUCCAAGAGCUGCUUCUGUUCAUUUUUGGAGUUGAGAGGCGAAGGAGAGGGUCUGGUGGCCAUGUUUGGGCUAAGAAUAGCCCCAGUGGAUCUGCGUUGUAUAAAUUGCAAAGAGCCGUUGUGGAGUAUUUGGCCAAUGGUGUCGAGUUGUACGUGCUACAUGAAUAUGUCCCGCGACACAACACAUUGAAGGCAAUACCAUCGAGACGGCUUGCAAAUGCUCCAGAUGCUGCUGGUGUACUUGAUGGACAAGUUCGGCCAAAGCCAUCUGUCAGGGUGCAAAUGACCCCAGAUGCCAUUUAUGCAAUAUUAUCUCGAGCCAGAGAAACCAGUGUCUCCAUGAAAGGUGCCCUUGACCUACUGCAAGAAGAGAACAUGUCUGCUAUGGCAGGCUGCAAGCCAACAGCUGUGGAUCCAUGGGUCCGCAGGGCUCUGUGCAUUUACGAUCAACGAGCUACACUGUCCUUAGUGGGUGUGAACCAUUUCAACCUGGUUGCAGAUGCGUCUACACAUUCUGGAAAGGAGGAAAACAAGCUGUUACGGGUUGCGUCGUACCGUCAGCUGCAAGCGAUGAGUCAACAACUGAAUUUGCUGAGUGGAGGACACAUAGCCAACUUGGAUCACUUCUCACUCCCAGCUGGUGUUGUUCUGAAAGCUGUGCCUCAUGGUUCAGCUCGCUUCACUGAAAGACAUGACAGUGGUCGUGUUCGAGCUGGCUUUGCUGCGGCCAAUGGGGAACGUGAGAUGCUCUUACCUGAAGCAAGGAGUUGGUGGUUAGAUGUGCCUCUACUUGUACUUCAGCUUGACCAAGGACCAACUUGUUGCGGGGGUGCUGCGUUUGCCAUUGGCAAGAUGGACAAAUUGAUCAUUGCCAAAUGGGAUGUGAUACACAGAGCUAUCCGUGAUGUCAAACUUGCGUUAUUGCAUGGAGCUGGUGGCGAGUUCUUUCAAGCACAGUUCCAUUCGCAAUAUCUCUUUUCAAUGGCCUACAAGCCAUUUGGGAACUCUGGCUUUUUUGAAGACAAGAAGAGAUUGUUGGAACUUAUGUUAUCCAAAGAGAGCUUUGAUUCUUGUCCACUCUUUGACGAGUGUUGGGAGAAGAUCCGCCAGGAGGUCGGUAUGGAACCUUCAUCCACGAAGAAGGAAGUCUGGGACACACUCCCGCUGCUGCCUGGCUUUAGCACCAAGCAGACCAUGCCCAAGCUUAGCAGAUGGUUUAGUUGGAACGAAUCUGCGCAGGAGAAUGUUCCAGAAUGGUCAAGCUUAAAACUCUGCUUAGCCUACCACUUUGACGAUUUGAACUUGGACCCAGACAAAGCAUAUGCAGAGCGUCAACAGAAGCAGUCCAACAAUGAUGGAACCAAAUCGGCGACCAACAUGAGGAAAGAGUUUGGCAGGCUGAAAGAAAAGGUUUUGGAGUUGAGCCAACUCUUGCUGAAACACCGCCUCUGGUCACUGUCCAAGUCAGCAGCACCUCCGGAUUGCUACGCUGGUUUGCUUUCAGCUGACCGGGAUCUGCAAGAGGCUGCAGCUUCAUUGCUGGCUGCUGAUCACCGCUACUUGCUUCAGCUGGAACAGGUUGCAGCCACCAGCACGUCCACACCAAAGUUGUUGACUGACCUGAAUUUGGUUUUCACAUCGCCAAUUCGAUUGCUCUUUCUGGCGUUUGAAGAAUCUUCCUACAGCUCCCAAAGCCCUGGCGGAAUACAUCUUCUUCGUGGAAUGUUGAAAACAUUGCCAGAUUCCAAGAUUGUCGAGGACAUACAUGGGAAAUUGAAAAGAAACGCAAAAAAAGGAUCCAACAGAAAGCAGUCACUUGGAGCACUGCAAGAGCUGGUUACUUCAUCGUCAGUGUUUGAAACCCGAGAGAUCAACGACAAGGCCUUUGUGACGAAGGAAGUCUUCAUGGAAGCUUUUCCCAGGACCAAGGAUCGCAAGCGGAAGCGGUAUUUGGCUCGCUUGCAUCGGCUACCAAAGGAAUGGUCUGAGAUGAUGGCAAGGAAGACUUGGGCAACCAUCAGUGAAGAGACAUUGCAUCAAGGAACAGCUGCAUUGUGUUUUCUCCGGAGUUACAUGAAGGACAACAUGGGCCGACAGGGAAUCCGCAUAUCGCAUGGAUGUUUCAGCAAGUUUGCCGUGGAGCUGUGCCUCAUGAUCAGAUCUGCUGGUGAUGGAUUCCCGGAAUAUUUGGGCUUUUGUCUCGGCAAUGCUUUUUGGAGCUCAUUGUUUUGGCCAGUUUGCCUGUAUCAAGAUGGCGACUUUGAAGGAUUUUUUUUGGACCCGCAGGGAGAAGCAGAGUGGGUGCAUGUGGUCAAUCCGCAAGCAUGGACUGUUCUGGUUCACGAUGCAGUUUUGUGUGGGAAUCAGAUUCUCAUGGUGGUCAACUCACGUGUGCCAUUGUUGCAUUUCUUUUUGGAAAAGGCAUCUCAUCGGAAAGCUUUGACCAUUUCAGACUUGACAUCGCUGGCUGAAGUUUUAAGCCUGGGCAGGGAUCAAUUUGAUCCCAAGAAAAUGAACCGCGAGACACUUCUCAAGGCCAUUAUCGAUCAUGUUGGCGUCAAUGAUCCAGAUUGGCUUUCCAAAGUCAAGGAUUCUAUGGACAAACCUGUCCCGGAAAAGCAAAUUGGAGAUUGUUUAGACGAACUGCUUAUGGCUGAGUUGCCCCAGGAGGAUCAGCGUGAGUUCAAAGAGAUCAGUGAAGAAAUCGACAACAAAAAAAAGAUGUGGCUGGAAUCUGGUUGA
This is a messenger RNA of Durusdinium trenchii, 3363 nucleotides long. Lineage: Eukaryota; Dinophyceae; Suessiales; Symbiodiniaceae. The record is from the annotation of a GenBank genome assembly.